Sceloporus undulatus (fence lizard) is the source of this 1606-nucleotide messenger RNA. It is a transcript of the gene CCNB3, whose product is annotated as cyclin B3. NCBI's taxonomy places the organism in Eukaryota, Metazoa, Chordata, Lepidosauria, Squamata, Phrynosomatidae. Gene Ontology annotation, molecular function: cyclin-dependent protein serine/threonine kinase regulator activity. The transcript has 12 exons. Gene Ontology annotation, biological process: regulation of cyclin-dependent protein serine/threonine kinase activity; mitotic cell cycle phase transition. Gene Ontology annotation, cellular component: cytoplasm; centrosome; nucleus. Bases 112 to 1374 code for a protein of 420 amino acids. The record is from RefSeq and is a predicted model, not a curated record.
UCCGACAAGGUGGCGAUUUUGAAAUUCGCACUUUGCUGCAAGGCUGCGGAGGAAGAAAGCAAGGGAGGAGCGGCUGCAGAAGAGGAAGGUUAGCCUCCGGAGGUUGGAAGGAUGCCUCCUCCGCGCAACUGCAAGAACGCCAGCGUCAAGCAGUCCUGGCCGGGCAGAGCCGUCCCAAUGGUCAAGAACGGCCAGGAUGAGAAGGAGGAGAGUUCUCAGGUCAAGCGGUCCCCCUCCUCUCCCCAAGGGGCACCCAAGAAGCGUUCUGUGUUUGGGGAUAUCACCAACGCUCACAAGACAUGGCAUAUUUUGGGAAAGAAGGAGGCACCAGAGAUGGCAAAGGGGGCAGCCAAGAAGGUGUCAAAGGGAACCAGGGUGCUGCCAGCUAUUGCCAAGAACAAUGAGAUCAACCUGAAAAAGUCCCUGAACAGAGUUCCUUCUGAGGACCCUCCAGCCGCUCCAUCCGACCCUGAGGUCAAGAAGGACCUGGCCAAGAGCGAUGAUCCCUCCUGGAAGGCAGAGGAGCCGGAGGGGCUGGUGACGCCAAUUGAGGACAUCGACAAGGGGCAACUGGAUGACCCUUAUGCCAGCGCCGAAUACGCCAAGGAUAUCUUUAUCUACAUGCGUGAACGCGAGGAGAAAUUCCUGCUCCCCGACUACAUGGAGAAUCAGCCCGACAUCACCACCGACAUGAGGGCCAUCUUGGUGGACUGGAUGGUCGAGGUGCAGGAGAACUUUGAGUUCACCCAUGAGACUCUUUACCUGGCAGUCAAGCUGAUGGAUCACUACCUGGUCAAGGUGACUUCCAUGCGGGACAAGCUGCAGCUCAUCGGCUGCACGGCCAUCCUGAUCGCCUCCAAGUUUGAGGAACGCUGCCCGCCUUGCGUGGAUGACUUCCUCUACAUCUGCGACGACGCUUACAAGAGAGAGGAGCUCCUCGCCAUGGAAAUAAGCAUCUUGCAGACGCUCCACUUUGACAUCAACAUCCCCAUUGCUUACCGCUUCCUCCGGCGUUUUGCCAAGUGUGCCCACGCCAACAUGGAGACCCUGACCCUGGCCCGGUUCAUCUGUGAGCUGACCCUGCAGGAAUACAACUUCGUCCAGGAGAGCGCCUCCCAUUUGGCCGCCAGCUGCCUCCUCCUGGCUCUCAAGAUGAAGAAGCUCGGCGGCUGGAAUCCCACGCUGGAGUAUUACAGCGGCUACAAAGCUGAGGAGCUGCCUGCCCUGGUGAAGAGGCUCAACUUCCUGCUGACCUACAGCCACGACCAAAGGCUCAAAGCCGUGCGGAGCAAGUACUCCCACCGGGUCUUCUUUGAGGUGGCCAAAAUGGCUCCCAUGGACAUGAUGGAGCUGGAGGGGGCUUUAAAGAGCUAGCCCUGGCCAGGCAGGGGUCCAGAGCCCCUGGCCCAAGGCGCCACUGCAGAGAAGCCGCAGUGUACAUAACACUUGUAAAUAGAAGUGUGCUUUUAGCCUCGGAGGCCUGUAUAUAAUGUGUAUUUGUGUUCAUUUUAUUGUUUUAAAAAAAUUGAGGGGGGGGGAAAGAGGGAAAGGAAAAUAAGAAAAGUUAAUACUGUUUCAGAGAGGGAUCUGUUUGCUUGAAGUAUUA